AUGAUUGUUGACGAUAAGCCAGCUACUGAAAUAUGCCAGCCAAUUGUUGAUUCCAGAAUCAAAGAGCUGAGAUCGUGUUUGAAAUCCUCGAAUCUGGUAACCCCAGGCUGCUCGGCCUACGGAAACAGUAUUCAGCGCUGGGCCAAAUCCAGUGAAAAGAGAGCAGGUUGUAUCGUGUAUGCCGAAUCGGCCGAAGAUGUUUCUGCAACUGUCCUGUUUGCUCGGAAGCAUAACCUGGACUUAGCAGUCAAAGGCGGCGGUCAUUCAACAAGUGGAAGUUCUUCCACUGAAGGCGGAAUUGUCAUUGAUCUUUCCAGGAUGAGCCAAGUCCAGGUCUUUCCAGAGUCCAAGCAAAUUGCCAUUCAAGGAGGCGCCCUUUGGGCGGACGUUGACCGCGUCGCUGGAGAAUAUGGUCUGGCCACGGUGGGAGGGACCGUCAACCAUACUGGCGUUGGCGGCCUGACCCUCGGUGGAGGCUACGGUUGGCUGUCUGGCAUGUACGGCUUAGUGAUCGAUAAUCUUGUCAAGGCCAACAUAGUCCUUGCAGACGGUCGUAUCAUGUCAGCUUCUGCAGAUGAGAAUCCUGACCUCUUCUGGGCCGUGAGGGGCGCCGGGCAAAAUUUUGGCAUCGUUGUGGAAUUCACCCUUCAAGCAUAUGAUCAGCCAAAUCCGGUGUGGGCCGGCUUGCUCGGCUUCGCACCAGAUAAACUCGAAGCAAUCAUCGAGUUUACGAAUCACCUUUCUACGGUCAAUCAGGGGAACUCCGGAUUGCUUGUGGUUUUGGCGACCCCACCUGGCAUGGUCAUGCCAAUUGUUAUGACAGCCAUCUACUAUAACGGAUCCACGGAGGAAGGAACCAGACAAUUUGCUCCUUUAUUGGCAUUGGGUCCUAUCCUCAAUACAGUGGCUGAAAUUCCCUAUCACCAACUGAAUGGGAUUCUGAGCGAAGCAGGGAAGCCCGGAGACCGAGUCUCUACAAAGGGACCGGUCUUUCAUGCCCCGAUAAGCCCCCACUUUGUCCGAGGCAUAUACAAUGACCUCGCUCAGUACAUACAUGAACAGCCGGACGCCACCGCAACAGCAAUCUUUUUUGAGUUUCAUGCACCCUCGAAAAUAUGUGAAGUCGCACAGACUGCAACGUCCUUCGCGGGCCGUGACAAGCACAACAACGCCAUGAUCCUAGGGAAAUGGAGCCAGCCCGAGAACGACAAAACGUGCCGCGAUUGGGUUCGCAAGAUGGCUCGUAAAAUUACGGAUGAGACAACAAAGCUCAACCGAGGACAGAAUGAGAUUCCGAAGGAAUACGUGAAUUAUGAUUCGCUCGGUGCCAAAGCUGAGGACGUAUAUGGUGCCAACUAUGAUCGAUUGCGGCAGCUCAAAUCGGCGUACGAUCCGCAAAACGUCUUCAACAAGUCUCAUCCUAUUGUGCCGGCGCCAGUAAGUUAACAUUCCUGCCUGGAUGAACGACUCUACGUGAAAUCGCAAUUUCAUUAAAUCAUUCAUGUAAUCCUCCAACAAAUUGCGCCCUGGGAAAAGGACGACAUGGGUCAUAAUCUUGGUGAACUGAGG
This is a messenger RNA of Xylona heveae TC161, 1569 nucleotides long. RefSeq names its product FAD binding domain protein. The record is from RefSeq and is a predicted model, not a curated record. Bases 1 to 1446 code for a protein of 481 amino acids. Gene Ontology annotation, molecular function: FAD binding; oxidoreductase activity. The transcript is spliced from 3 exons. Lineage: Eukaryota; Fungi; Ascomycota; Xylonomycetes; Xylonales; Xylonaceae.